Molecule: messenger RNA, 6139 nt
Organism: Polypterus senegalus (gray bichir)
Lineage: Eukaryota; Metazoa; Chordata; Cladistia; Polypteriformes; Polypteridae
Gene: arhgef28a
Product: Rho guanine nucleotide exchange factor (GEF) 28a
Exons: 30
Coding region: 1143-5444 (1433 amino acids)
Biological process (GO): regulation of Rho protein signal transduction
Molecular function (GO): protein binding; guanyl-nucleotide exchange factor activity
Source: RefSeq, a predicted model, not a curated record
UGCAUAUUUAGAUCUGGACCACCCUAUACUGGGAAAGUGGCCCGAACCUACACUCUGGACAUCUGAUAGUUCAUGAGCCGAACAGGAUCAGCGGAGAGAAGAGACACAGACCAAAACUGAAGGGUAACAGAUGCAAGUUUAUUUACAAGAAUGCUGUACAAAAAAAGACAGUAGUGUCAGGUGGGCUUUGUUUUAUAGUCCUUCAGCGCUAACACUCCUUCAAAAAGUAAAUAAAAACAAAAAGAACAAAAAGAAAGAAUGAUGUAUUUACAGCAAAAAGAGUGCACUCCUACAAAAACUACAUACACGCAUACUUCAAAAAUGAAGGUAGUCCUCCUUCUUUAUCCUUGGUUCAGGAAGCUCCCCCAAGGGGAAAAAAAUGCAUAAAAAAAAUUAAAUGUGUGUAUAUACAAAAAAAAAAAACAAACAAACAAUUGUACCAAUCCCAAAAGAAAAUUCUACCAAAAUUAUCAGUCAGAGAGAUAUAUGUACAAGAAAACAUUUACAAAGCUAUCAGAUGACACAACUGCUACUUCAAUAGCUCAGCAGUGCUUAACUCUACCUCGCCUUUAGCUCCACUGAUGACCCCUGUUGGCCGGCAACUCCUUAAAUAUAACUGGCAAGAUUAUCCAGCCAAUCUAACACCCUCCAUCUACCCCACACACCUAUCCAGGUAGACAAUGGCAUGCUCACACCACAUGCCGAGACACAGCGGUCGCAACAUUCUAUUUAAAAUCGAACCCCUGCUGGUCACACGCACACAUAACUACCCUGGAUGACGAGUAUGCUGACCUCAGGCACACCAGUUGCCGACUCACCAGUAAGUAACCUUAUUUAUUUAGCAUUUGGGAAUCCCCAUUUCUGACUUAACCUCAGUGGCAAAGGCAAAUGCCAUAUUUUUGUUCCAGGCACUCCAUACCUUUAACUGCUUGUGAUGAGCAGGCUGUGAGGACACUGGCAUGUGAAAUUGAACACUUGCAGAGGAGCCAUUAUACUGGCUCCAAGUGUGCCCAGACCUGCUGUGUCACUCAGCGCGCACCCACUGUGACUGCUCCAUGUUCCCACAGCAGCACCUUUAACACACACAUGACUUUUUACAUGAUGGAAAUGAUGGAAGCCAUGAGCAGCUUAAUAAUGCUUUGAUGCCACCUGUGGAUGAUAAAGAUGGAAAAACUACAGAAUUAGGUGAAGACAACAGCAGUUCAUUGUCAGAUGCCUUUAAGAAAAACAAAGAUCGUCCUACUUUUAGUGCUGCUGCAAGACUUUCAGCCAUGUUGAAUGCAAAGGAUGAAAUAUAUGCCAAUUCUAUGGUCGUGGAGCAGGUUAAUGAUCUAAAUAUCAAAUAUAGUUCUCAUGAGGUCAAUAGUGGAGCCAGUCAGCAAGAGAAAAAUGCUUCAGACCAAGGAGAGAUGUAUCACCUACAAAGUGCAGAUCAAAUCCUAGAAGAAAUGCCUUCAACAUCUAAUCACAAUCUGGGGCACUUUCAUGAGAAUAUGGAUUUAACAGACAGAGAUACUAACACAGAGAUUGUGCCCCCUAUCUCACCUGUUAAUCUGGCCCUGCAAAGACUGAAUAUGACACAUCGGACUCAUGGAUUUAACCAAGGAGGAAGUCAGUGUGAUAGCAAGAUAAACAAACAAAGUCACAGUUCUGAUGGGCUUGAUUGUAAUAGUGAAGAAGAGGAUAAUGUAGAGGGGUCACUGCCAUUCGAUGCCUCACCAUCUCCCAAAUCUACACCUGUUCAGCAGACAAGCAGUGGAGAUGAGUUGGACUACUUUGAAAUAUCCCCAGAGUAUGGUGGAAAUAGAAACAGGUCGAUUUCUUCAGCCAACAAAGCUUUUGCAAAGGAACUUAUGGAAUCUGGACUUCGGCUGAGAUCUUAUUCAUAUUCUUCUCCUAAAGUAUCCAUGACCAUGCCAAACUUCAUUCGGGACUCUGGCGCUGCGAGCCACACAGAAGAUGGAGUAUUCAACCACAGUGGGAGAUCCCUUCUGCAGGCUCUUUCUUUGUCUAAAUCAGUGUCUCUCCUUCACCCUGGUAAGCACCGUACUUACAGUUUACCAGAACACCCAAAAGAAAAAAGAAUUGAAGAAGAAGAGUGGGAUAAGUAUAUCAUCCCAUCAAAGACAGAAUCUGAGAAGUACAAAGUGAGCCGCACCUUCAGCUUCUUGAAAAACAGGAUGUCAGGCAAAAGGGAUAAGAAGGGAAAGAACAAGGAAAAAGAUGGAAAGGACAAAUUAAUCCAUGGCCACCAGUUUGUAAGUGGCUCAUUUUCUGGACCUACUCUCUGCUUGGUGUGUGACAAAACCAUUAUUGGGAAAGAGCUUUUUCAGUGUUCCAACUGCACGAUUAAUAUCCACAAACAGUGCAAAGAAAGUGUUGCACCAUGUAUUAGGAGGCUGAGCACGUCAGUCAAAAACAAGCCAGUGACCACUCCACAGUCUUCAUCAGCAAAGGAUGUUCCUCUUCCAUCUCCUCCAACGAACAGUUGGUCUUCCACUAUACCCAUAGGAAUAUCCAAAGAUACAAGACGAGAAUCCUACUCUCAGAAUAAUCUACAUUCAAAGAAUGCGUUUGGCCCCUUUAUUGACCGGAAAUCUAACGACAUCAUGGAUUCUGAUGUAGACAAUAACAGUUCAAAAAGCUGGUCUCAGUCUGAGGAAAUGCUUCAAGUAAUUGGAACAUCUCCCUGCACAGAUACAUUUCCAUUGGAAGACAUGAUUGAUUCUCCUCUAAGAAAUGACAUUAUGGCAGAUACAGUGGAAUAUGAGGCAGAGUCAUGGAGCUUGGCAGUUGAACCAGAAUUCUGCAGCAAGCAGGAAAAAUCGAUUAUUAAAAGACAGGAUGUUAUUUAUGAACUGAUGCAGACAGAAAUGCACCACAUCCAGACCCUGAUGAUCAUGUCUGAAAUCUUUAGAAAAGGAAUGAAGGAGGAAGUGCAGUUAGAUCACUGCAUUGUGGAUCGUAUCUUCCCUUGCCUGGAUGAACUGUUUGAAAUUCACAAGAGUUUCUUCUCCUUGAUGACAGAGAGACGACAGGAGUCUAUGACAGAGGAUAGUGACAGAAAUUUUGUAAUUGAUAGAAUUGGUGAUAUUCUUUUGCAACAGUUUUCAGAAGAAAGUGCUGUCAGAAUGAAACAAGUUUAUGGAGAAUUUUGCAGUCAUCAUAUCGAUGCUGUAAACUUUUUCAAAGAGCUUCAGCAGCAAAACAAGAAAUUCAACAGUUUUAUCAAACAACAAAGCAACAAUUUCCUUGUCCGACGGAGAGAAAUUCCUGAAUGUAUCUUAUUGGUGACUCAACGACUCACAAAAUACCCAGUACUGUUGGAGAGGAUUUUGAAAUAUUCCAAAGAAGGCUCCGACGAACAUGCAGACCUGACAAAAUCCUUGGGACUAGUAAAGGAUAUUAUUGCUGCAGUUGAUUUAAAGGUUAAUGAAUAUGAGAAAGAGCAGAAGUUGCUUGAAAUCCUCAGUAAAAUUGACAACAAGACAUUUGCCAGGCUUAAAAAGGGAAACUUCCGGAAGCAUGAUCUGAUGAACAGAAAGCGGGUUCUUCACCAUGAAGGAGUUGUUUUCUGGAAAACUGCCACUGGAAGAUUGAAAGAUAUACUGGCUCUACUACUUACAGAUGUUUUAAUAUUUCUACAAGAGAAGGACCAGAAAUAUGUAUUUGCUGCAGUGGAUCAGAAGCCACCAGUCAUUCCAUUACAAAAACUAAUUGUAAGAGAAGUAGCCAAUGAGGAAAGAGGAAUGUUUUUGAUUAGUGCCUCCACUUCAGGUCCAGAGAUGUAUGAAAUUCACACCAAUACCAAAGAGGAGCGCAACACCUGGAUGCGACUAAUUCGAGAAGCUGUGGAAAGUUGUCCACAGGAAGAGGAUAAGGAAGGUGAAACUGAAGAAGACAGACAGAUGGCAGAGGCAAGGAUACAGAAGAUACACAAAUAUCAGGAAAGUUUGCAUAGUCAUGAUGAACAAAUUUGCCAAAGUCUCGAAGAGAAAUUGAAUAUAUACAGCAAGCUCACAGCCCUGAAUUUCCCUUGUCAGCCUGUCCAAGAGCAACACUUACUGAUCAAACCUGACCCAGAGGAGGUGCCACAGGCAGCUGCCCUUUUGACAACUGCUAUCAAAGAGGCUGAAAGACUACUUAGUACACUUACUUUGGAAUCCUUCUGUUCUGAGGAGAGUAUUGGAGUGUCAGAUUCAUCAGUAAAACUGCAAGAUUCUGAAAGUUGUGAGAGUAUUCCAGAAUUUCCACAUGAAUCCGUAAAAUUAAAUGCCCAAAGUUCUUCCUCUUUGACAUCUGAAUUUGAAGUACGGGAAGGUGAAUUGUCAUACCCUCAUCAGUAUGUACCAGAAGCACUUAAUGAAUUUCAGCCAGGGGGCCUCAACCAUUUGGAACUGAAGGUGGCACAAAGUGUGCAGAGUUUGUUACAGCUCAUAUACAGUUUACAGGCUGCAGUGACAAUUCAGGACAGUUGCUUUGAAGUUCAGAAGCUCCUCCUUCAGGAAACUGAACGACUGCCCAGAUAUUUUUGUGGUCGUGGCAAUCUUUUGCUGGAACAGGGGAGGCAACGCAACAUGGAGAAGCACCGAGAAGAACUGGCCAGUGUACAACAACUGCAGAGUCAGCUGAGGCAGGAGCAGCAACGCUGGGAACGUGAGUGUAGUCAACUUCAGCGACAGCAAGUAGAAUUGGACAAUGAAUUGGAGCAGCGAGAACGGAACUGUGUUUUGCAAACAGAGCAGUUACGACGAGACCGGGAAGAUCUAGAAAAUCAACUGAAGGAAUAUCAACAGAAUCUGGAAAGAUUGCGAGAAGGACAACAACUGGUAGAAAAGGACAGGGAAGAAUUAGACAAGCAGCAGGCGCAGCUGCACGGCUGGAAACACAAGCGGCAAAGUAGCCUCCCAGUUAUGAUUACAUUUCCUCUAGCCAAAACACAGGUGCCUUCUCAUACCCGGAAAGAAAGUUUAGAUGUUCGUGGUUGUGGCUCCAUUUAUGUGAAUGAAGCUGCCUUUCAGAUGUCACUGAAUAACCACCCAGAGUCCAGUACCUCUGUACCCUCCGAUACUUCCAGUGUUCAUAAUAGUUUGAACUCCCUGAUUGCAGAAGCCAACAACAUUGUAAGUGAUCACAGAACUGAAUACCUUUACCAACCACAAAUUUCCUACAAUGCAAAUGCUUGGCCAUCAUGUACCCAGCAGUGGAUACCCACUCAUCCAGUCACUCCACUAAGAGGAGACCUAGCAGGACCUAACAACGAUAUCAGUGGACAUAUGUUUGAUGCAAGCCAAUCCAUGCCUGGACAAAGUGUUGCAUCAAGUUUAAGUCAACAGUUUUCACAGUCUUCAGCAGUUAAAUUACAGAUCAAUCAACAGACAUACAUCAGUGUGGAACCAGAAAAUGGACUAGAUGGGAGUGAAGAAAAUAUUGUUUACCUCUGAUAGUCUUUGCUGAGAAAUAAGACUGUUUUCUUACACUUUGUAAUUUCAACUUGAUUGAUGUUUAUGGGAAAUAUUUAUACAUCUUAAGAAUACUAGUUUACUUCUAUAAAUAAUUGUAACUCUUGUAAGUAUGUGUGUGUGUGCAUAUAUAUAUAUUUACAUAUUACAUGUUUGUAUGUAUGUAUUAAUGAAUGUGUGUGUAUAUAUAUAGAGAGAGAAAGAGAGAGCUUCUUUGUGCUGUGAAUGACUGGCAUGUUCAGAUUUCAUUCUUUUGUCAUCUUGUAUUGAAAUGCUAAUACAUCAGAUAGCCAAGGAUCUACCUAAUUGCAAAAAUACAGUACACUGUAAAUGUGUGAUAUUAAAUUGGAAUCAGGUUAAAAAAUUGAAAUAUUUUCAAACUUGCUGCUUGUAAUACUAUUUUUGACCUGGUUCUCUUUUCACAUCUAUCUUUCAUUUAUCUAAAAUAUUAUGAACACACUUUUAACUUGACGUCAAUUCCUUUUGAUUUUUCACAAUUCUAAGUGGCUAAUCACAGUCACAAAGUUUUCAGGAAAAUGUAACAACAAACACUUGAAGCAAAACAUCUUAUCAUAUAUGCAUGUAUAUAUGUGUAUUUGUGUGUCUGUAUGUAUCAAUGUCUAGUUCUGGAACUGUAAAAAAAGCUUUCAAAUAAGUACUAAAUUCUAUGUAUAUAC